AUGACUAAAACGCUACCUCUGGAGGCGAGCAAGUCCCCUCCUGCUGGUGGGCCUGACAAUACAGCCAUGCCACCUGGACGUGUGGCUAACCUCAUGAUGCACUGGGUGACGAAGUGGUUUCGCCUCUGGCAGAAUUUCCCUGGAGCACUGAUGAAGGCUAUAUUGAUGGGUAUUGCCAAGGGGGUCUGCAGGCUAGCUGCAGUUGCCCCUUUGGAGAAGGCGAGAAGACCCUUGGGAGAGAAAAAAGAACUUGGGAAAGAUGAAGAUGGAGAGAUGCUCAACUGUGAAGUAUAUCAUCCAGGAUGCGCGAGUUCAGAACCUCCAUCUGAUGACAACCUAGGGCUCAAAGAUGUCACUGUUUUCCAGAAAUCAUUGGGAGGUUUGGGUAUUGGGAGGUAUUCGGAAGAGAAAGGCGGAGAUUCCUGUAACCCCCAUGAAGAGUUUGAGGGUUUGGGAAAUGACCUUGAAGUGGAUUCUAAGCAGAGGUUGGAGAGACCUUCUAGUUCCCAAGAACACGGGGAGAGGGUCGAACCUGAUGGGGAUUUUGUGGCGUUUGAAGAACAAGACAUGGAAAGAACAUCGGACGUUUCAAAGGAGGCGGAAAACCUGUUGCAGUUUGGAAAUGCGAAGAAGAACAUGGGAACACCUGCUGCCUCUUGUGGCUUCAAAAGCUCCCUGGUGCUCUCCUUGUUCUACAGUCCAUCUGAGGAUGAUGAUGAUGAUGAUGAUUCAGAAGACUGGUCAAGUGAAGAUGAGAUAGAAGAGACCGGUCAAUCCUGUUUAGAUGGCACUCUUUUGGAGUGUGAUACUGCAGCAGAAGGUCAUUCCCAACAUCAGGGUUUUCCUGAAAACCUCUCUGGAUCCUGCUUCUCCAACGUGGACCCCCCGUCUUUACUCUGCUUUUCCAAAUCCGUUCAACCAGUCGCCGUUGCCUCACCUGAACCCAAGAACCACAAGGAAAUUGCAGUCUCCUUUCACAUAAGACAGGAAGAUUCUAGGCUGGAGGAGUUUUGCGAUCUUCCCAAACCAUCAGAAGACCAAAGAUCUGCCACUGGGCAUCCACCUCACUCCAGCUGUCAGCUAGGAACGGAAAGAAACUGUGACUUGGUGACCACAGAGACAUCCUUGGAUUCCCGGAAGGAACACCAAACGGUGAAGAAGGUUCGAUUCUCUUCCAAGGUCGCUGUCCACACGCUGGUGGUCUGGGAUUAUGCUUCCCGAGCCGCUCGCCGGGGUCCCUGGGAGGAAAUGGCUCGCGAUCGCUGCCGUUUUCAACGCAGAAUUGCCGAAGUGGGCGCCCUCUUGAAGCCCUGUCUGGAGGUGGAACAUCGUGCCAGAGCUUGGGAAAGAAUCCACGGUGCUCUGGACCGUGUUCCAUAGGAAAACAGUGGUGGUACACUCCACAGUUCAGCU
Molecule: messenger RNA, 1413 nt
Organism: Sphaerodactylus townsendi
Lineage: Eukaryota; Metazoa; Chordata; Lepidosauria; Squamata; Sphaerodactylidae
Gene: PPP1R15A
Product: protein phosphatase 1 regulatory subunit 15A
Exons: 3
Coding region: 1-1380 (459 amino acids)
Biological process (GO): response to endoplasmic reticulum stress
Cellular component (GO): protein phosphatase type 1 complex; endoplasmic reticulum
Molecular function (GO): protein phosphatase regulator activity
Source: RefSeq, a predicted model, not a curated record